AUGACAUGAGUGACACUGACAUUACACAAUCGGCGGUACAACAAUCGAAAUCUACGAGACAAAUUUUGAUUUUCUAGUUUUUGAAAAAAAUGAGAGAUUGAUUGCUUUCUGUAACAUAAUUUAAUUAAAUAAAAAUGGUUACAAUGUGGUAUUUAACAUCAGAUAGUGACACAAGAGUAAUAUAUGUAUUGCCGUUUAAGCAAAUAACCAUAGGCAGAAGUGUAGAUGGCCAAAUUUGUAACUUUGCUAUACCGGAUGAUGCGUCUAUCAGCAGAAAACACGCGACUUUAGACAAUGGAGGAAAUCAUUUAAUCUUACAGGAUUUGGGAUCCAGGUAUGGUACUUUCGUCAACAAUUCUACAGAAAAAGCAGUUAGCAAUGUACCUAUGCAAUUGAAAGAGAAAGAUGUGAUCAAACUUGGAAAAUUAAACAGUCUUUGGAUAGUUAAUAAAGCUUAUUUUGUUACUUGCACAUCUACAUUAAAGGGAGAAAGCCUGCAAAACCUGAAGACUUGUUUGAAUAAGCUUGGUGGAACAUUAAAAAAUGAAUGGGAUGAUUCCUGUUUUUAUCUCACAAUGCCAGCUAUAACCUUGACUAUCAAAGUCGUUUUAGCUCUGGUUCAGGGAUCACAAAUUGUAACAACAGAAUUUUGGAGUCAUUGCAUGGCAGCUGUCGACACUAAUCAACCAUUACCAGAUCCAAAAAACUACACACCAAAUAUUGUAGAAUCUACUCUCAAUAGAGAUGUUGUAUCAUUUAACCCUGAUGCACGUAGAAAAUCGUUGUUCAGUGGUAAGAAAAUAGUAUUUUUCUCAAAAAAACAAUUUGAAAUGUACAAGUUAGUUUUAACUAAAAGUUCUGGAACUCCUAUCCUAUUAAGUGAAGCUAGAAUGACAAAAUCUAUGCUAAGUGAGCAAGAUGUGAUUGUUAUUCAAUGUAACAUCUCCAAUCCUGAGUCACAAGUUACAGCAAACCAAGUAAAUGAAAUUGUUAGUUAUUUGAAGAUUAACAACAAGAGAGUUGUUGCUGAUGCUGAAAUUGGGUUAGCUGUACUAUACUGUAACACUGAAAAAUAUUGCAAUCCUAAUUUCAAUUUCACUUCUGAAGUAAUGAAACAAACUACUGAUCAAGAUAAAAAAUCGACAAAUAUAUUAGUUCAAGAGUCUCAAGAAAAUCAAGCCAUGUCUAAAAAAGAAAAUGUUAUUAUUAAUGAAAGUCUUACAUCAGAACAUAUGGAUGUGAAUUCAUCUAACAAUCCAUUCAAAAGAAAGCAUAGCAAUGAUGUUACAGAAAAUGCCCAAAAGAAACUUGCUACUGCACAAGCAUCAAUAUUUAACAGCACAAAUAAUAAAAGGAAGAAUGAAGAUGUUAAAGAAGAUCAUCCCAAUAAGAAAAUGUGUGGACCUGCUGGUAAUGAUGAUAUUUUUAAUUUCAUUAGUUCUUCCACAAACUAUAGUGACAAUCGAGAUAAAGGAUUGGGAAACAAGCUCAAUUUGUCAAAACCACAGAAGAGAAAACAAGAUGGACCAGGCAAUGAUGAUGAUAUAUUUAAUUUUAUUCAAGAUAAAAACAAACCUAAUGAAGGUGUAACUAAAAAUAAUAUAUUUAAUGUGAUGAUGAAAAAAUCUCGCUUGGAAACUAGAGAUGAAAUUGAGGAAGAAGUUCCUAUGGUAAAAAAAAAGGUUGAUGAAAAUAUUGACAUUUCAGCAUUGAGAGGGCGUAAGUUAGAAGAGUUGAUGAAGUUGAAUCAGGAAAUAAAUGGCAAUGCUAUACAAAAAAUAAAAAAAGAACAAGAUGAUGAUCUUGACAGUAGGAUGAAUAAGCUAGAUUUGGGCACUACAAUAGUUGUUAUUAAUAAUGACUUGAUUGUUAAAAAAGAGCCUAUUGUAGUUGAAGCUGAUAAAACUAUGGGAGGGAAGAACUUCAAAAAGUUUAAAAAAGUAUGGCCCCUGAAAAUGCAAGUGACUGUCAUCUCAACAGCAUCCAAAUCUGAGGGCUAUGAAGAUCAAUCAUUCAGAGAUGAGAAAUGUUCACAGAUAUAUUGAAUUUACGAUUAAGUUGUCAUAUUGGAAUAUAAUUUUUAAGCUACUGUUUGUACUUCCAUAAUUCUGCAUUAUAUUGAAAUUUAAAUAAAAAUUUUCAUUGAAUA
Plodia interpunctella (Indianmeal moth) is the source of this 2149-nucleotide messenger RNA. It is a transcript of the gene nbs, whose product is annotated as nbs. The coding region runs from base 135 to 2045 and encodes 636 amino acids. The record is from RefSeq and is a predicted model, not a curated record. Gene Ontology annotation, cellular component: Mre11 complex. The transcript has a single exon. Gene Ontology annotation, molecular function: protein binding; damaged DNA binding. Lineage: Eukaryota; Metazoa; Arthropoda; Insecta; Lepidoptera; Pyralidae. Gene Ontology annotation, biological process: mitotic G2 DNA damage checkpoint signaling; double-strand break repair via homologous recombination.